Nicotiana tabacum (common tobacco) is the source of this 513-nucleotide messenger RNA. Lineage: Eukaryota; Viridiplantae; Streptophyta; Magnoliopsida; Solanales; Solanaceae. The record is from RefSeq and is a predicted model, not a curated record.
AUGGCAGAUUUAGAUCUACCUGACGACAUCACUACAAUUGUUCUCUCAAAUUUACCCGUGAAAUCCCUGCUGCGAUUCAAGUGUGUUUCUAAGCCAUGGAAUUCUUGGAUUUCAAGCCGUCGACGAAAAGGAGCCAUUGCUCGGAUUUCUAAUUGGAACUCUACACUUUCCUUCCGAUUCAUAAACCAACAACUCACUUCAGAAAAAACCAAUGAUAUUAAGCUGCUAAGUUGUAGCUUUAUGGGUUCUUGUGAUGGUCUUAUACUGAUUUGUCGAGACGAGCAUAUUUACUUGUGGAAUCCUGCCACCCAAUUUUGUGCCAAAGUGCUUGAGCUUGACUUCUUGAAUGACGAUGACUAUUAUAUACGUGCGGGACUUUGUUUUGACUCCUCCAAAAAUGUUCACAAGUCUGUGUUGAUUAUGCACAAAGAUUUUCGUCGUGAAUUUGUUAUAGUUGCUAGUUUUAAAGACCGUGAUGGGAUUACAGUACAUGGACGACUUCACUACAGGUGA